Zerene cesonia (dogface butterfly) is the source of this 4548-nucleotide messenger RNA. It is a transcript of the gene Ge-1, whose product is annotated as enhancer of mRNA-decapping protein 4-like. The transcript is spliced from 23 exons. The record is from RefSeq and is a predicted model, not a curated record. The coding region runs from base 159 to 3497 and encodes 1112 amino acids. Gene Ontology annotation, cellular component: P-body. Gene Ontology annotation, biological process: deadenylation-independent decapping of nuclear-transcribed mRNA. NCBI's taxonomy places the organism in Eukaryota, Metazoa, Arthropoda, Insecta, Lepidoptera, Pieridae. Gene Ontology annotation, molecular function: protein binding.
GACUUGUGAGUCUGUGAGUUGUGAUUGUAGACUGUGUCGGCUUUGCAAAUUAAAUUCAUUUGCCUUGUUAACUUUAAGUUUUGCAGAUAAUACUGUAAUACGAUCACUUUUAUAGUUUAUAUAAUUAUUAAUGUUGCGAGUGGAGUAUUAGGAGAAAAAUGCAACCUACAACAAUGCUUCCUAAACUUUCUGACACGACCCAAACUAUAUCGUUUUCCGAGGAAGAUGAUACGUGCAGUGCGGAGGUGUUCGCCACUGAUGUUGUGGUGACGUCAAAUAUCGGUAACCAUAAUCAUGGUAGUUCCAAAGUAAAACUGACGAAUCUCGUAGAUUACAAUUGGGAGGCUAAAUUUUACCCUGGCCGGUUGAUAGAUGUACACAACAGUGGAAAAUAUUUGGCUUACUGUAUUAAGGCACCAAGUUCUGUGGAUGGUAUGGUUAGAGUGGUGUAUUUGGAGCCAGGUGUGAAUGAGAGAUCACUCAUCAAAGGCAUGAAAGGAGAGGUACAAGAUUUAGCAUUUGCCUUCAUACAGAAUCAAGUGCUUCUAGCUUGUAUAGAUGAACUGGGUUACAUUUACGUCCAUGAAAUUGAAUUGAUAGACAAUAGACUAAGAUGUACACUGAUGGUGGAGAUUCAAGAAGAUACUGGCAUGGGAGGUUCAGCUCACCUACUGGCUUGGUGCCCCUACAUACCUGAUGAAGAUGAUGACUCUACAGAUGAUGAUGUGGCUAGAAUGUUGCUCACCACACAUUCUAAUGUUGCACGCAUGUGGAACGUGCGCGAGGUGUGCGCGCUGGCGGGCGGCGCGGGCGGCGCGGGCGGCGCGGGGGGCGCGGGGCCGGCGGUGGGCGCGGGGCCGGCGGUGGGCGCGGCGGCGGCGCUGGCGCGGGGCGCGGGGCGCGCGGCCGGCUCGCACGCCGCCCCGCUGCGCGCCGCCGCCUUCUCGCCCGACGGCACUGCGCUCGCGACCGCCGCGGACGAUGGAUACGUCAUGUUUGCGCAGGUAUACAUAAACAGUUCAACGAGUCCCCGCUGCCUGCACAAGUGGCAGCCGCACGAGGGCAAGCCACUCACGUGUCUCUUCUUUUUGGAUAACCACAAGAAUUAUAAUGCUGACGUCCAAUUCUGGAAAUUUGCGGUGACCGGCGCGGACAACAACACCAACAUAAAGAUCUGGUCCUGCAAGUCGUGGACCUGCCUCCAGAGCAUCACCUUCACGCCCCCCCUGGGCGCCGAGCCGGCCCUCGGCAUGAAGGCCCAGCUGGACGUGAGCGCGAACUACCUGCUGCUGUCGGACUUCAAGGCGAGGAGCCUGUAUGUGCUGAACAUGGCGAGGGACGGGGGGGACACUGCCGCGUACUGUCGCAGCGUGGCCGAGUUCCUGCUGCCGUAUCAAGUGCUCGGGUUCUGCAUUGUGGAUGCCGAGGAACAGCAGGUGAAAUGCGAGUCGCGGUGCGAAGACCCGUUCCACAGGAACGGCUCCGCCGCUGACGACUCGCCGACUCACUUUGACUUACAUGACAACGAGAUGACGUGCGCGGAUGUGGGCGCGGGCGCGAAGCGCACCCGCCUGCGGCUGUACCUCGUGCAGCCGAAGGGCCUGCAGGAGGCCGACCUGCUCUACACGCACCGCGCCGCCGCGCACCUCUCGCACGAUAUGCUGCAGCUAGACGCGGACGCGGAGAGUCUCACGCUGGAGGAGCCGGCGGAGGACGAGAUGCCGGCCAACAUUCUGCAGCAGCAGACGCAGCAGCUGAAGAACCUGCUGAUGCGGGCGCAGCCGCAGCCGAAUAGCCUGAUCAACCCUCGGCCAGAGUCUCCCAGCAGCAUGCCGCAGUUGAAUCUGAUGACACCAGACGCUUUUAGUUCACCAGGCAAGCGCGAUGAAGAGGAAGUGGUUGUGACAGCACAAGAGAACGGAAACACCCUGCUCGCUGCUGAGUGCGACGAGGAGGUGCUGGUGAGCGAGGGGUCGGUCAAGCAGGUGUCGGGCGGCUCGUCGCCCAGCAGAGAAGUGCAGCAGAUUAUGUCGCACAAUGACUACUAUAAGGAGGAAGACGAAGAGGAGUCGCAGCCGUCCCCCGGGGAGGGCGAGGCGGCCUUCCCCGCGGACCUGUACGUGUCGCCCGAGAAACCGCCCCCGCCCGCCAAACUGCAGCACUCCAAUAGCGACGUAUCAUGGCCCCAAAUAUCGCUGGCUCAGAUCACAGAGGCGAAUCAAAGGAAAGCUUCUAACGACAAGACAAGCCAGCCACUCCCGGCGCCGCCCGUCGCGGUUGAUGACGUCACUCGGGCGAAACUAGAACUGCUGGAGCAGAAGAUCGACAAACUAACAGAGGCGGUGGCGGCGAGCGCGCGCGAGGCGCGGCAGGCGCGCGGCGAGGCGCGCGGCGCGCGCGAGCAGCUGGAGCGCGCGCUGCACGAGCACGCGCAGCGCGCCAGCGCCUCGCUCGACGCCGCCUUCGCUAACGGGUGGGAGCGAAUAGCCCGCAUCGGCGAAUCGGCUGGCAUCAGCGCGGCGCAAGCGGCGGGGCUCGGCGCCACGCGCACGCUGGAGCAGCUCUCUGCCAACAUACAGCGCGACAUCGCCGCCAAGCUGGCUUCCACUGAUCAGAUACUGCGGACUAACAUCGACAAGCUGGCUAAUAGCAAGGCGGUGGCGGAGCUGGUGGCGGGCGCGGCGGGCGAGGCGGCGCGCGCCGCGCUGCGCGACGCGCUGCGGGACCACGCGCUGCCGCUGCUCGACAAAGCGCACGCGCAGCUCUUCCGCCAGGUCAACCAGGCCUUCCAGGCCGGCACCAAGGAGUUCGCGGCGAACACGGAGGCGGCGGCGCGCGCGGCGGCGGAGCGCGGCGGCGCGGCGGCGGCGGCGGCGCUGCGCGCGGCGCUGGAGCAGCACGCGGAGGCGCUGGCGCGCGCCGCGCCGCUGCACCCGCACCACUUCGCCGCGCAGCUGCAGGACGUGGCGCACAGCGUGCUAGAGAAGGAGAUGAGCUGGUGGCGCGAGCAGGCGCGCAGCGUCGCGCAGGCGUCGCGCGCGCACUCGCCCUCCACGCCUUCGCUCUCGCUCGCCGAUAGGCAGAUGCAGGCGAGCCAGAUCCAGUCGCUGAUAAUGAGCGGCGACGUGAACGGCGCGUUCCAGCUGGCGCUGUCGGCCGCCGACCUGGGGCUGGUGGUGGGCGCGUGCCGCGGCGCCGAGCCCGCGCGCGUCUUCGGCCCGCCCUGCCGCCUCAAGCAGCACGUGCUGCUCUCGCUCGUGCAGCAGCUCGCCGCCGACAUGGCGCGCGACACGCACCUCAAGCAGCGAUACUUGGAAGAAGCGAUCAUGAACCUGGACACAACAAACCCAGUAACUCGAGAGCACCUGCCCACAGUCAUCCGUGAGCUGCAGAAGCAAAUUCUGGCUUUCCUGCAGACAAACCCUGGACACGAACUCACAAGGCAGUUCCGCAUGCUGCUGAUGGCCACCGAGGUUCUCGUGAAGAACACCGCUUGACAAACUUGCUGCCACUGUGCCUGCGCACGAAAAUACUCAACUGUGACUUAGUGUAUAGUGAUAAAGUGACAACUAAGUGUAAAAGAAGUGACAAAGUGCUUGGCAAGACUGUGUGACUGAAACUGUAACAUGGAGGGGACAAUAACGAUGAUUGAAACUGAAAUGGUGAUGAAAAACGUCAUCGAAAUGGGACAGAUAGUGUAAUUAACCCAACAGACAAGUGGUCGACGUGUUGAACAUUGUUAAUCAAUCAACUGUGCAAAUGACCAUAAUGUCUCGAUUAAGAUGGACUUGUCCAGAUUUUUAACUAGUGACAAAGUGAUUAUAAGUGGCAAUUAGAUAUAAAAAUUAUAACUGAUUUGACAGACUUUAUUACGAUAUUAUUUUGUGCUGACAGCUUUUGAUAUGUUGUUUAAAGAAAAUAAAGUGUAUAUAAUGUCUAUUGUUAUAUAAGUGCCUCAUUAAGUAACUAAAUGAAGAUUUAUUUCUAGUUAAACUUGACCUGAUACUGAAAAUUAUUUGCAUUGCGACUUUCAUAACAAAUUAUUCAUAUAUAUUUUUGUGUUAUUUUAAACAGACAGAUAGCCUUUGUUCUGCUACUCCUAUUCUGCUUCUUGUAGAAAAAUAUCUUCUUUAUUUGUAGCUCUAUUUAGAUAUUAAUUCCAACAACCCUGAACUCGUCAACAAAAUAAACAUUUGCAAUUUUUCUUCAUUUUUUGGGUGAAAUGGCUUUUGAGUGACCAUACAAACUCUAUAAGUUAUAAACUAAGGCUGGUAACAUAUUUAAAUUAUUUAACAGUCAUACCAUACUUAAAAAAAAUAAAGUAUUUUAAAGACAUAUUUUAACAGUAUGACUACAAAUUGAUGUAAAUUUGUUACAGUAUGGCAGUAGGCUCUUUUAUCCACUGUAUAUUUUAUUCAUAUACAUAUACACUAUAUAUUAUAUACACUCACUGAUUUCUCUGUCAAGUGUAGUAUAUUUUAUUUAAAUAAAUAUUAUCUGUGGCCAAGUGUAGACCAAUUUUGAAUAUUUUUUUGUAAAUUAUUGUCC